This is a messenger RNA of Paramuricea clavata, 5647 nucleotides long. The record is from the annotation of a GenBank genome assembly. NCBI's taxonomy places the organism in Eukaryota, Metazoa, Cnidaria, Anthozoa, Malacalcyonacea, Plexauridae.
GUAGACUCGUCCCAGUACUGAAAGACACGACAUUCUAAAUGACGUGGAUUCGACAACAACAUGGCCGCUACUAAAGGCCCAAUGUUGCCAACGCAUUAUAGGUCUGUAAACGUGCAAAAAAGCGGCCUCCGUGUGCGUGAAAAAUAUGUCCUUGUUAUAAUAUGCGGGAUAUUCUGUUGUCUCAUGUUUGGUGCUUUUUUCUUUGUUCCUGACCUUAGUUCGGUGGGAUACUUACAGGCUGGCAAACAAGCAUUGUCCAAGUUAGUUUAUAAUGCACGCGAUAGAGUUGUUGUGCCCAUUAGACCCCCUGUUAAAGACGAUUUAGAUGAUAUCUUAAAAGGUGAGGUUUUUUAAGUAUUUUUUUAUUCUGAUGGGUCUGUUUUUGUAAGAAAUAUUGCUGUAGUUUUAUGUUAUGUAAUACUGUGUGUGAAAAAUGUAUUUAUAUUAUUAUUAUCAAGUAAUAUUAAGACGUGUUCUAUAAAUGUAUAAUUUGUUACAAUUUGGAAAAGUUUAUACGGAUUUUCAAUUCUUAUGAAUCUGCUAUUCAAAGCAAGCAAUUGUUUUUUUUUUGUCAUCAAUUUUUGCAAAUUUUUACAAUUUUAUACAAAGAGUUUUUGUUUUGCUAAAUUCUAGUAUAGAGGUUUUCAAACUAGCCUUCCCUUGACUGCAAACUCUUCCCUUCAAACUUUCAAGUACUAUAGGGGAGUGAAAAUUUAAUUAGUUUGCCGUCAACAUUGGUGAUAUUUAUAUUUUCUUGUACAAAAUUUAAUACAAUCGAAGAACAUGAGGUAGAGAAAAAUAAAGUUGACAAUAAACCUGUUGAGAAUGAUAAUGAUGACAGUGAUGAUGAUGAUGCUGAUGAACAAGUGAAAGAGAAAAUUCAAAGAGAAAAAGAAAAAUUAAGAGAACAAAGAAGGGAAGAGGAAGAACAAAAGAAACAAGAAGAGAAAGAACGAUUGCUUCGAAUGAAACCAACAAAACAUAAAGAAAAAGCAGGUGGUGGUGAACCUAAGGAUGAAGAGACAAAGAAAAGACAAGACACUGUGAAAAAGGUGGGAAAUUAUUCAGAUGCUUCUCUUGUGACACUAGGAAGCCAGACUACAGAGUAUGGCAGUAAUUGUCCUCAAUUCAUUUGCAAGCUAGAUAGUAUGCAAAUUUCAUUUGAGGCAUAUGUGCACAAUUUGCUUAAAAAAUUUUCAAGUACCUUUGCAAAUGAGUAGCGUCAAUGUCACUUAUUAUGAAUAUACUUUUAUUGAACUGCACUAGAUGAUGGAAAAAGCGUGGAGUGGUUAUGUUGCGCAUUCUUGGGGUCAGAAUGAACUCAAACCAAUCAGCAAAAUGGGUCAUUCUGCCAACAUCUUUGGCUCACAAUCUAUGGGUGCUACGAUCGUUGAUGCCAUGGACACAUUGUAUAUCAUGGGCCUUGAAGACGAAUUUAAGAAGGGUCGAGACUGGAUUGCUAGUAACUUGUCUUUUGAUAAGGUUGGUUGUUUAACGACAGUGUAUUGCUGUACAACUAUACACUGCUGUUUUAUUAAGGGGUUUCUAUUCUAUUCUUCAUUCUUGAUUUUAGUUCUUGCAUUCAAACUCAAAUAUCUGCAUCUAAAACUUAUUAAUUUUACUAAGUUUUGAUCCAUUAUAAUUGUUUAGUCUAUGACAGUGUCUGUAUUUGAGAUCUGUAUUCGUUUCCUUGGAGGCUUGUUGACCAGUUAUGCUUUAACAGAAGACGAGGUAAGAUAAUUACAGUACUUUCUAUAAACAUACAUAUAUAUGAUACUGUUAACAAUACAUGCGUGUGGGGCUGUAACUGACUUCAAUAGACACUUUAAAGAACCUCUCAUGCUGGAUAAUUUAAUAAUGUUCAGGUUUUCAAGAUAAAAGCAAAAGAAGUUGGUGACCGUUUACUACCAGCAUUUAACACUCCGACUGGUAUACCAUAUGGACUAGUUAAUCUUGCAAGGUAUUGGGGUUUUAAUUAAUUUAUCUUCAUUUAUUAAUCUUGUUACAGUAGUUCACUCCAGAUAAUAAAUUAUUUUUAUAUCAGCAACAGUUGUACAUGAUAUUUUAUAUUGAGGAUGAUCUACGUCAUGAUUGCAGCAUCAUUGUUUUAACUCUAUUACCUAACUUGCUAUAAAUAUUUUUAUUUGUUAGUGGUUCAGGUCACAACUGGGGUUGGGCAUCUGGAGGUUCCUCUAUUCUUGCUGAGUUUGGAACACUUCAUUUAGAGUUUGUCUAUCUUUCACAUAUUACUAAAGAUCCUAUUUAUGCAGAAAAGGUAUGGACAGAGACACCAAUCUAUACAAACUAACCAACCAAUUGACUGACAUAUUUGAACACUAUAUAUAUGUAUGUUUUCUACAGGUGAAAAAAGUACGAGAUGUUGUAGACAGAAUGAACAAACCCCAGGGCCUAUAUCCUAAUUAUAUAAACCCAAGGAGUGGAGCAUGGGGUCAAAGUAAGUUUAGUAUACUAGCUAUACACUAUGUACUGUAGUUACAUAAUUGGACUACUUAGAGUAAUUAAUAACAUAUAUACAUCAUGAGAAUCAAAAGUGUUUGUUUUAUUUUAGGUCAUGUUUCUCUUGGUGCUUUGGGUGACAGUUUUUAUGAAUAUCUUAUAAAAUCAUGGAUACAAAGUGGAAAAACUGAUGAUCAAGCGAGAAAAAUGUAUGAUGAUGCAGUAGAGGUAUUAUGAAGAACAUGCAGUUAUUUGAUUUCUUAGGUUGAAUUACUUUUGUUCAAAUGACAAAUUGUAUUGAUAUUGUAUUUCUGAAGCUAUCAAAUACUUCAUGAAGCAUUUUACAGUGCAAAUUUUUGUGGUAGUUUUAAAUACGGUAUAUACACUGUCUGUAUAUAUCAUUGGAUGCCUAAUUGACCCUCGACUAAAGUAUAAUUUUAAUACAUUAAUUUAAUUAUCAAUUUCAAGCUUGUGUGUGUUUUUAGGCAGUGGAAAAGGUUAUGGUUCAAAAGAGUUCUUCUGGUUUGACAUAUGUUGCGGAAUAUAGAUUUGGUAGUCUUGAACACAAGAUGGGUCAUCUGGUAAGGUCAUUACUGACUGAUUGAAUUAAUAAAGUGAAUUAUAAUAUAGCAUUUGUAAAUUCUGAAUGCUGAUUGGCUAAGAGCUGUGUUGAUAUAACUCAAUGUAUGAUCAUCCACUUUCACCAUCCAUGAAGAUGAAUUUUGUACAUAUAGUACUUCAUCCAACUAGACAUACUUGGGUGUAUAUUUUAUCUUGGCAGGUGAUUUGCCUGUCACAGCUUCUGCAUAUAUCUAUAAUAAGUAUAAAUUGGACUGUUCAAAUUCACAUUCAAAGCCAUUAUUCAUAUGAGUGUGGGUACGGAGGUCUUGUAGAAGGCUGCAUUAUAAUGAAAAUGAAAAUUACCUGAAAUCCACUCUUUAGGCAUGUUUUUCUGGCGGUAUGUUUGCACUGGGUGCAGCCGGUUCACGAAACAACAAGAAAGAUCAUUAUGUUGACUUGGGAGCAAGAAUAACUAAUACUUGUCAUGAGUCAUAUAAGAGAACAGGUAUAUAGAUCAUAUCUAUGUAAACUAAAAGGCCACCCAACUGGUAUGUAAAGGCUACCCAAGACCUUAUUUGAUCUGUAAUGUUGAACUGUACUAACAGUCACAUUGAUAAAUUUUGCAAUGGCUACAAGCCCGAUUACAUGUACAGAGAAGAGCUCAACCGAAAGUCACAAAUUAGUGCUAUGUCUGAUUCGAAUUAUUAACUAUUUUUUGCAGCAACUGGUAUAGGACCAGAGAUGUUCUUUUUCCAAGGUCCACACGAGGCGAAAGGAAUAAGGAGUAGUGAGCGGUAUUACAUUUUACGUCCUGAAGUUGUGGAGUCCUAUUUUGUCAUGUGGAGAAUAACACAUGACCAGAAAUAUCGCGAGUGGGGCUGGGAAGCCGUACAGGUAGGAUGAAACAAUUGCCCGUAGAUUAUACUAUCUGUUAAACUUGCCAGAAUUUGCUCAGAUGGAUGAUGUGUCCCUAUAAUAAAAAUAACUACUUAAUCUGUCUUGUCAGGCAAUAAAGAAACAUUGUGAAGUGGGAGUUGGUUUCUCUGGUAUUCGUGACGUGGAUAACGUGCCUGUACAACACGAUGAUGUACAGCAAAGUUUCUUCUUGGCAGAGACCUUAAAAUAUUUAUAUCUUUUAUUCUCUGAUGAUUCACUUAUACCCUUAGAUCACUGGGUAUUCAAUACUGAAGCUCAUCCCCUUCCUGUUAUUGGUAAAACCUAGGAAUGUGAUAUGCAGCUAGUGCAUUUAAAUUUAGUAUAGGUGGUUUUAAUAAGCAUUGCAGGACAACAGAUAGUCAAAGAAAUUCUAUUAAUUUGCUACCAAAUGCAAAACUGACAUAAUUUAUAAUGAAAAUAAUUAUCAUGGUUGACCACCAUCUGUUGUAUGGUGAUACUUGGUUGAAUCCACCUAUAUAGCGAGACCAGCAGUUUUUCUAUAUGAUCUUUACAAUAGAAAUAAAUCUAACCCAGAUCUAAACCUAAGGACACUUGGUUGGUUACCUCUUACUGUUUGGUUUAUGUGUGAAUUUUUUUUAAAAAAGUGAUGUACAUUAGCAUUUUCCUUCCCCAUAUCUGACAAAGUUUUAUACAAAAGAGUUGGGUGCAAGACAGCAACAUGAUGACAGCAAACAGUUGAAAAGUUGGAGAGGUCUGAUCUGCAUAUGUGCAAAUUUUUCCAUUCAGCAUUAGAAGGGGAAAAUGUAGGCCUGAAAUGCAGGUUUGCAGUCCCUAUUAGGUUGCUGUCCUGGUUCCAAAUCUUUAUUUCGUACAAAUACAAUCUUCUUAUAGUUGAUAACAUCCACACAUUUGACUUUAAGGCAAUUUAUUUAAAUAUGGGUUCAUUCAUAGUCUAUAUACUAUACAUGUAGUAAUGUACUUUUAUAUGAAAUUUGUGAAUAUGCUAGAAGUACAUUAGAAAUAUGCAAUUAUAGUAUAGUAAAUAUUACAAAUUUUCCAAUGCCAUGAAGACUAUAUUUUACAUGAGCUGAUGACUGUAAAAUUUGUACUUCACAUAUGGCCAACAUUUCAGCCAAUAGUUGUGAAUCUUGUGAUUGUGCAUAAUUAUGAUGAGCCUGGCCUGGGACAUUUGUGUGAUGUGAUCUCAUUGCCAAUUAUAGCAAAGAGAGCCUUGGGACAGACUACAUCAGAGCUCUUGAGUGAGGUAUUAUACCUUGCAAGGUGGUGAGACUAACCUAGCCCUGUGGAGUGGAGGCUAUGGUGAAACAAAAUUGAUCAUGUUUGGUCUCUUGUAGCAGUUAGCUCAGCCAAGAACUCUUGUGUGCAUCAGGCUUAACACAUCCAUCUAACAUCCAACAAGAGGAACCACUACCUCCUACUUUUAUGGUUAUUCCAAAACAACUGAACUGGUAAAGAUAAUGAUUUGUUUCUUAAUAAGUCAACACGAUAAUUUCCUUUCUUUGUGAGAUCUCCAAUGCUCACAACUUUUACUUGUCCGAAUUUUAUUUUGUCUUUGCUUGGCUGAGUUUCGGAUAUUCUCUUGAUAAUGUCUCCUUCAACUACCUUCAAUAAAAAACACAUUUUACUUGUAGGAGGUCAAGGGUGGUGGGGCAGAUCCUCUUGUAACAGCACUUCACACCAACAUUCAUUUAGAAAAUGGAGUAUUCUUGAU